Messenger RNA from Balaenoptera acutorostrata (minke whale), 3365 nucleotides. RefSeq names its product KAT8 regulatory NSL complex subunit 2 (gene KANSL2). Lineage: Eukaryota; Metazoa; Chordata; Mammalia; Artiodactyla; Balaenopteridae. Gene Ontology annotation, cellular component: NSL complex. The transcript has 10 exons. The record is from RefSeq and is a predicted model, not a curated record. The coding region runs from base 137 to 1615 and encodes 492 amino acids.
GGUAAGGCGCGCGGCGCGGCUGCAAAGGUAAGAUGGCGGCGGUGCUUGCUCUUCGCCUUUGCAGUUAGGCUGCUGCUUGCCCCGUCUGUCCGUUCCGAGCCGCUACUCUGCCUCAAGUCAGCGUCAGGGUUUUGGUAUGAACAGGAUUCGGAUCCACGUCUUGCCGACCAGUCGGGGGAGGAUCACCCCAGUGCCCAGGUCUCAGGAGCCCCUAUCUUGUUCGUUUACUCAUCGCCCAUGCUCGCAACCUCGUCUGGAGGGGCAGGAGUUUUGCAUUAAGCAUAUACUUGAAGACAAGAAUGCACCUUUCAAGCAGUGUAGUUAUAUAUCUACGAAGAAUGGAAAAAGAUGUCCCAGUGCUGCCCCAAAGCCUGAGAAGAAAGAUGGGGUGUCCUUCUGUGCUGAACAUGCCCGUAGGAAUGCCCUUGCACUUCAUGCUCAAAUGAAGAAGACCAAUACAGGGCCUGUGGGUGAAACACUCUUAUGCCAGCUGAGCUCAUAUGCCAAGACAGAGCUGGGUUCUCAGACUCCAGAAAGUAGCCGCAGUGAAGCCAGCCGAAUUCUGGAUGAAGACAGCUGGAGUGAUGGGGAGCAGGAACCCAUUACUGUGGAUCAGACAUGGAGAGGUGACCCUGACAGUGAAGCUGAUAGCAUAGACAGUGAUCAAGAAGAUCCCCUAAAGCAUGCUGGUGUCUACACAGCGGAAGAAGUGGCCCUGAUUAUGCGUGAGAAGCUUAUUCGUUUGCAGUCCUUGUACAUUGACCAGUUUAAACGACUUCAGCAUCUACUCAAAGAGAAGAAGCGACGUUACUUACACAAUCGCAAAGUGGAACAUGAAGCUCUAGGCAAUAGUCUCCUGACUGGCCCAGAGGGACUUCUUGCCAAAGAACGAGAGAACUUAAAGCGUCUAAAAUGUCUUCGGCGGUAUCGUCAGCGCUAUGGAGUGGAAGCCUUACUACAUAGGCAGCUGAAGGAGCGCAGAAUGCUGGCCACAGAUGGUGCUGCCCAACAGGCCCAUACCACUCGUUCCAGUCAGAGGUGCUUGGCCUUUGUGGAUGAUGUUCGUUGUUCCAAUCAGUCUCUUCCAAUGACCAGACACUGCCUUACCCAUAUUUGUCAGGACACGAAUCAGGUUCUCUUCAAAUGCUGCCAGGGGUCUGAAGAGGUACCCUGCAACAAACCAGUUCCUGUAAGCCUCUCUGAGGAUCCCUGCUGCCCACUGCAUUUCCAGUUGCCUCCUCAGAUGUAUAAGCCCGAGCAGGUACUGUCUGUGCCAGACGAUCUGGAAGCCGGCCCCAUGGAUCUGUACUUGAGUGCUGCUGAGCUUCAGCCCACUGAGAGUUUACCUCUGGAGUUCAGUGAUGACUUGGAUGUUGUGGGUGACGGUAUGCAGUGCCCUCCUUCACCCUUGCUUUUUGAUCCUUCACUAACCCUUGAAGAUCAUCCUGUCAAAGAAAUUGCUGAAGGCCCAGUGGAUAUUUUGGGCCAGAUGCAGAUGGCUGGAGAUGGGUGCAGAUCACAGGGAUCUCGAAAUUCUGAGAAAGCCUCUGCACCACUGCCUCAGAGUGGAGUGGCUACUGCAAACGGAAAGCCAGAACCCACUUCUGUCAGUUGAUAGUUUGUUUUGGGAACCUGUUGACUUUGGAGGAUUUGUAUUUCCCAUUUAAACAAGUAUUUCUGACCGUCUCUCACUAAAGGACAACCUGGACUACCUUGUUUUUCUUCUGGGUUAUUGAGUGCUAUAGUCAAACCAAAUGUUGGGGGAAGGGACCAACAGUGUCUAAAAAUUGUGGAUGUCUUCCCACUCUAGGCAAGGAAGAGAGACAGGUGAUUCCCGUCAAGAGCUGCUGAGAUUGAGAGAGUAUUUUGGGACUGUGCCUAAGGGGAGAGAGAGUUUUGUAAUGCUGUUUCCCAAGUUUUGGGAUGUUGAUGGACCCAAUGGCUGGUCAUCUCUGUCUAGCAGCCUGUUGUAGCCUUUCCUCACUUUUCACCUAAUUAGGUAAUCUGAAGCCCCUCCCCUCAGUGAACUCUGACCUAUAGCCUCUGAGAAAAUACCCCACAGGACUGGGCCCUCCUUAACCAUCCAUCUUGCUUCUACCUAUGUAAAUUUCUGUAGUGGCUAUCUUAUGUAAGAUACAAUAAAAAAUUAUCGUACAUAGUUUCUAUUAAAUGUUAAAAUGUUAUGAAAAUGUAAAACGAUCACUUGAAUGCAUGUUUUGUUUGUGUUUGAGAAAGAGUGAGUGUGUGUGUGUGUGUGUGUGUAUGUGUGUAUUUUGGGUUUUUAGGGAGCUGCCUCUGACGGAAAAGGGAAAACAGGACAGAUAUACUUCCAUCCCAAGAAGUAAAUACAUUUUCAGUAACUUAAUUUGCUUUUGGUUUUGGUUGGGAGGAUAAGUUAAAAGCCUUGUAAGAAGUAAAUGGAAAGGGUGGGACUUCCUUAUUAAAGCCUACCUACCCAGAGUUAUGUUAUUUCUGCAAAUAUCUCCCAAAUGUCUUCUUUUUACCCUCUGUGCCCCCUCCUCCCACUCCCAUUUCUUUCUCACAAUUAAUGCCUGAUUAUUGUGGCAAAAUUCUCUAAGGCUAGGAAUGUGUGUAUAUAUAUAUAAAACCUCUAGAGAAAUUGGGCCUGAUGCUGGACCACAGACAUAAACUGUCAAGAUUAUUUUGAUGAUGAAUCUAAGGGUAGGGUUAAAACAGACGUUCAGUUAGGGUUAAUUUGCCUAUGCUAGAAGUUGUCUGUUACUAUAAUGCAAUAUGACAAGAGGCCAAAAGAUUACCUUUUAUAAGAACUGAACUGAGGAACAGAGAAGGGUUAUACAGUUAACACCAUCACCACCAUCACCUUGGCUUUAGUUUAAAUAUUUACUUCCAGGGAAUGGUCAGGAGUGACUCAGAAGACCCAUCAGGUGCAUCCUGAGAUCACCUUUAAUAGGGCUUACAGUAUACUCUUUUUCAGUUUGUUGUUUCCACUGCUUUCUUGUCUGGUACUUUUCUACACUGUAUCCACAAAGACAAACAUUACUUCUUAAGCAGCUUGAACAUACCUGCUUCUGCAACAGGAUUAGAGAUUAAAAUAUCCUCUUCCCAUUGUUUUAUUUUCUUCUUCCCAUUGUUUAUUUUAUUUAUUUGUUUAUUUUUGGCCACUCUGUGUGGCAUGCAGGAUCUUAGUUCCCCAACCAGGGAUCAAACCUGUGCCACCUGCAGUGGAAGCGUGGAGUCCUAACCGCUGGACCACCAGGGAAGUCCCAUCGUCCCAUUGUUUUAAAAAGUAACCUGCAAACCACCAGCAUCCACAUCACCCAGUGUGACCGUUUUGUAAACUCCAGUUUUUCUGGAGUUUAACUCUUAAUAAGUUCCCAGCAUGC